Molecule: messenger RNA, 1820 nt
Organism: Tupaia belangeri chinensis (Chinese tree shrew)
Lineage: Eukaryota; Metazoa; Chordata; Mammalia; Scandentia; Tupaiidae
Product: olfactory receptor 478
Exons: 3
Coding region: 1-870 (289 amino acids)
Biological process (GO): G protein-coupled receptor signaling pathway
Cellular component (GO): membrane
Molecular function (GO): G protein-coupled receptor activity; olfactory receptor activity
Source: RefSeq, a predicted model, not a curated record
AUGGAUUCCCUGGCAGACAGGAACCACACUGCAGUGACAAGGUUCAUAUUAUUGGGCUUAACAGAUGACCCAACCCUUCAGGUCAUCCUCUUUGUGAUCAUCCUGUGCAUCUACCUGGUGACCAUAUUUGGCAAUCUCAGCACAAUCAUUCUGAUCAGAAUCUCCUCUCAGCUCCAUCAUCCCAUGUACUUUUUUCUGAGUCACUUGGCUUUUGCUGACACAGGUUAUUCAUCUUGUGUUACACCCAAUAUGCUUGUAAACUUCUUCAUGGAACUAAAUACAAUCUCUUACCUGGGGUGUGCCAUCCAACUUAGUUCAGUUGUCUUUUUUGGGUCAACUGAAUGCUUCCUUCUGGCUGUCAUGGCAUAUGAUCGCUUUGUGGCCAUCUGCAACCCACUGCUUUAUUCAGCCAAAAUGUCCACACAAGUCUGUGCACAGUUACUCCUGGUGGCUUACACAGCUAGUUUUCUCAAUACUUUCUCCCAAACUGUUUGUUUCCAUUCUUUAUUUUUCUGUGGACCAAAUCAAGUCAAUCAUUUUUUCUGUGAUUACGCUCCUUUAGUUGAACUCUCCUGUUCUGAUACAAGUAUUCCUGUGGUUGUUUCCUCAUUUUCUGCUGGCUCUAUUGUUAUGGUCACAGUGAUUGUCAUAGCUGUCUCCUACAUCUACAUCCUCAUCACCAUCCUGAAGAUGAACUCCACAGAGGGGCGCCACAAAGCUUUCUCCACUUGCACAUCCCACCUCACUGUAGUUACUCUCUUCUAUGGGACUGUUACAUUCAUUUACGUGAUGCCCAAGUCCAGCUCCUCAGCUGACCAGAACAAGUUACCAACAGUUUUCCUCUGUCAAAAUAUGUUAAAAAUGGAGUAGCUUUUAUCAAAACUACACUCCUGUCAAUAAUAUAUAUGCAUGUACACCUGGUGAGAUUAAACCCCAAAACUACCUAAAGGCUUUAGAAAGUGACCAAAGCAGAUGGGCCAGGAGGUGUCAAGAUCUUGGAAGAACAGAUUAAGACGAACUCAAGAUCUUCUGUCACAUAUUGUCAUCCAAGGACAGCUACAAGAUAGUUGAGAAGAGUUGCAUUGGGGUAUGGAGCUGAGGGCUGCUUCCAAUCAACAUGAUGACACUGACAUUGUCCACUAUGGUAACAACAUAGCCUCUUAGAAGAAGUGCAAGGAAAGUGGAACCAAGUGUAGGAUUCCAUUAACUGCAAUAUAAUGAACUCUUACCAUUGUGUGGCUUUUAGCUGCUAACUUUUUUGGAAUGGUCCUAUUGAAAGAAAAAAACAGUGGCCAUCAGUAAAUAAAAGAAUGUCAUAAUUGAUAUAUUACUUCAACAUUAGGCUUAUUAAAAAUCAAAACAGAGCCAGCACAUGGUGUGGAUGUUAAGGCAAUGGAUCCUACAUGGCUGACCAUGCAGUUGGCUAGAAGUUAAUUUAUUGUAUUACACUCGUAAUAAGUAUCUAAUGAAUGUGCACCAAUACCUACAUAAAAAGAAAAAUGUUGAUCACUUGAGAAUUGACAGAAUUCUUGAAGAUGAGCUGUGUUUAUAUGAAGAGAACUGAUCAGUAUUCACUUGAGUGUAUAAUAAUGAGCCCGGGUGCUUUUGAAUUCACCUUUGAAUCUAUGUCUUCAGAGAUUUAUCCCCAAAGGCAUAAUAAAAGAUAAUAAAAGAUAGCAUGGCUGCUAUAUAACAAGACUUUAGAUUUAUUACUGACAUUUGAAUGAAUUCUUAUGUAAAAAGUCAACCAGACACUCUGGGCAAAGACAAGGAUAUAAAGGCAGAAAAUUUGGAGAUGGGGUUCAGUGUGGCCACUCUGG